GUGUUGUCCCAGGUCACCCUCAGGGACACAGCAGGAGGUGGGCACUGAGGACACCCCGGGCAGGAUCAUUCCUGGGAGCCUCCAUGAUGUGGGAACUGCGCUCCAUCGCUUUCACUCGGGCUGUCCUGGCGGAAUUCCUGGCCACGUUGGUCUUCGUCCUCUUCGGCCUCGGCUCUGCCCUGAACUGGCCCUCGGCACCGGCCCCGAGCACCCUGCAGAUCGCGCUGGCCUUCGGCUUGGCCAUUGGGACCCUGGUGCAGUCCCUGGGCCACGUGAGCGGCGCCCACAUCAACCCUGCCGUGACCCUGGGCUGUCUGCUGGGCUCGCAGCUCUCCCUGCUCCGUGCCCUCUUCUACGUGGUGGCCCAGCUGCUGGGCGGGGUGGUGGGCGCUGCCAUCCUGCACGAGAUCACCCCGGCCAGCUCCCGCCAGGGCCUGGCCCUCAACAAGCUGCACAAUGAGACCACAACAGGGCAGGCGGUGACAGUGGAGCUGUUCCUCACCUUCCAGCUGGUCCUGUGCGUCUUCGCUUCCACAGACGAGCGGCGUGAGGACAACCUGGGCUCCCCUGCCCUUUCCAUUGGCCUCUCUGUGGCCGUGGGCCACCUCCUUGGGAUCCGUUACACCGGCUGCUCCAUGAAUCCUGCCAGGUCCUUCGCUCCCGCUGUCGUUGUCGGAGACUUCAGCGACCACUGGGUGUUCUGGGUGGGCCCCCUGAUUGGGGCUGCAGCAGCUUCAAUCCUCUACAACUACGUCCUGUUCCCACAGGCCAAAACCUUCUCAGAGCGCUUGGCCAUCCUCAAGGGCUGCGAGCCUGAGCCGGACUGGGCCGAGCGCGAGGCCCGGCGGCGCCAGUCCGUGGAGCUCCACUCCCCCCAGACCCUGCCCAGGGGGAUGUCUGAGAAGGUGUAGCCCACCCUCUCCCUGGGCCGAGAGAGGAGCUGGAAACCUCUGGCAUGGUUUUAGUGCUCGUGCAGAGGAGCAUCUCACCUCUCCCCUCUCCCCCUUCAUUUCUCCUGGGGCACUGAAGCUGACUCCUCUCCUGGGGAGAUGCUGUGCUGGUCCCACCCACCUCUUGUUCCCAGCUCUCCCCAUGCCCGGGUGGUUUCUGAUCUGGGGAAGAGCCGGUAAAUCCCAACCCCACAGGAACAAGGGAUCUCCCCAGGAUGCCCUCUUCCAUGUCCCCCUCGCAGGACACGGAGCUUGGCUGAGGCUGUUCCCUCACGGAGAGCUCCGAGGAGCCUGAAGAGUGUUCAUUACCCUGGGUGUGGAGGUUGCCACCCGAUGCCUCAUUGCUCACUCUGCUCCCGUCUCCGAUCCCCGCUCAGCUCUUGGCUCACACGCAGGAGCAGGAGCAGGAGCGCUCACUCUGAGCCAUGAGCGUCACACAUGACAGGUUCUGCUGUGAAAGGGACCAAAGUGCCACUUUCCACCUGCCACAGGACACAGAGGUGCUUCCACAGGGGCUUUCCUGGGAAGACAGGACUGGGAGCAUGGCCAUGAUUCCCUGCAGGCCCCACUGGGGCACUUGCAAAUUCCCUGUCCUGUGAAAUGACAAACCCGGGUUACAGCCCAAGCUCAUACCCACCUCAUUAUUGGGCCAUGGUUGUCCUUCCUCUCCCACUGGUUUUCCCUUCUUUCGUCUGGUCCUGUUAACCCUCGGACACUCAGAUCACCUGGAACACACAAAGGAAAGAUUUCACACCCGACAUGUUUCAGGUGUGAAGAAUCAGAAUCAUGGAAUGGGUGGGAUGGGAAGGGACCUUAAACCCCACCCAUCCCACCCCUGCCAUGGGCAGGGGCACCUCCCACUAUCCCAGGCUGCUCCAAGCCCCAUCCAGCCUGGCUUUGGACACUUCCAGGGGUGGGGCAGCCACAGCUCCUCUGGGAAAUCCAUUCCAGGGCCUCCCCACCCUCACAGCCAGGAAUUCCUUCUCAUCUCCAUCACUUGCUUCUCACAUCCCUUUCUCAUAGCUGCAUCACUCCAGACCCUCCAAACCCCUGCCACCCCUUCCCUCUGCCCUGUCAGGACCUGGUCAUGGUCCUCAGCCUGGCCAAAGGAUUUGGAUUGGUCUUGGGUGAACUUUGCUCUUUCAGCCAUUGAUUUAACCCCAUUUCACUUGCUCUGCCCCAAGUCCUCCAUACCCAGAGUGAAUCCCAGCAGUGUCUCCAACAUUGCCCCAUCAGUGUCAGCCUCACCAAGAUUUCUCUGGAAAGGCUGUUAAUGGGAAUAUUCAAUGAGAUUGGGCCCAAUUAUGAAUCACAAGGGAUAAUUUAUGGAUCAUUAUGGAUAAUUUCCCUUCCCCGUUCUGACAGAACCCCUCCACCAAAUGAUACUCUUCACUCUGCUCCACUGGCACCAUCCCCUCCUCCCACCAGAUCCAUCCUUGCCUUUCUCCCCAUGCUCUUCCUCAGAUGUUGGACUGGCUGGAGGGGUAGGGAGGGAGCCCAGCUUUGAUCUGGCCUGGACCAAGUGUUUAUCAACAGCCAAUCCAUGCAAAUACCCCCAGAGGGCUUUGCCAAGGCAGCACUUCCAGCCCUGGUUUGAUCCACCCAAAAACAGGGAUUCUGCUUCCCUUUGCUCCUCGAUGGUGAAUUUGAAUUUUAGCUCAGAAGAGGCUUCUCAAAAAUUCCCUCUGUUCUCAGCAAUGAUAAUAAAAUCAUGUUUUAAGUUGA
Messenger RNA from Poecile atricapillus (Black-capped chickadee), 2675 nucleotides. RefSeq names its product aquaporin 2 (gene AQP2). The transcript has 4 exons. Gene Ontology annotation, cellular component: plasma membrane; apical plasma membrane. The record is from RefSeq and is a predicted model, not a curated record. Gene Ontology annotation, biological process: transmembrane transport. NCBI's taxonomy places the organism in Eukaryota, Metazoa, Chordata, Aves, Passeriformes, Paridae. Bases 84 to 911 code for a protein of 275 amino acids. Gene Ontology annotation, molecular function: water channel activity.